GAGAGAGAGACACCACAGACACACACACACAGACACAUACAUAGACACACACACAGAAACACACACGCUGGUCAGGAUAGAUGGCGGAGUCAAAGCGUAUAUCUGAACCCAUCAACUUUGUGCAUCAGGAUGAAAUCUGGAAAGCACACGUUAACAUGGAGAAGGAUUCAGCUGAAAUCUGGCCCAACAGGUGGGGCUUCCUGACUGAGGUUUACAAAGAGUACAAGCUGGAGAAUGUGAAGCUGAAAACAAGUUUCCGAGUGGAGCCUCCUCUUCACCUGGUCCCACUGCCUGAGACCCCCCCUGAAAAAUCCAUCCAGGUUGGCCCCUCCCCUCCAGUCCCUCAGACAACUCAGGCUCUGAUUGGCUGGCGUUCCGGCCGCUCCCAUCUGCAACUGGAGAGGUACGGCCCGGUGCAUCAUGGGAGACGUAGUCUUCUGAAGGAGCUGGGCUGGCCUCUCGACGCUUGCUGAGUGGAUGAUUCCCCUAGUGGUCACUACUGCUCCUUGAUGCUGCCUCAAUAAUCAAUAAUUAUCAGUAUGUAUUAUUAUUGAAUGUAGAUUAAAAACACUUAGGGACAUUAAUAUGAAGGAGACUGUGUUAAGAUGGUGGAAGUUCUUCACUCUCUAACUGGAUCUUGACUUUUAAACAUAAUCAUAACACUAUUAUUAACUAUUAAAAUGUGUGCAUUGUGUAAUUAUACAAAAUACAGUAUUUCUAGAUAUGA
Platichthys flesus (European flounder) is the source of this 727-nucleotide messenger RNA. RefSeq names its product ciliary microtubule inner protein 1-like. Bases 81 to 473 code for a protein of 130 amino acids. NCBI's taxonomy places the organism in Eukaryota, Metazoa, Chordata, Actinopteri, Pleuronectiformes, Pleuronectidae. The record is from RefSeq and is a predicted model, not a curated record. The transcript is spliced from 4 exons.